This is a messenger RNA of Arabidopsis thaliana (thale cress), 1729 nucleotides long. RefSeq names its product Nucleic acid-binding, OB-fold-like protein. The record is from RefSeq and is marked reviewed. The coding region runs from base 1 to 1701 and encodes 566 amino acids. NCBI's taxonomy places the organism in Eukaryota, Viridiplantae, Streptophyta, Magnoliopsida, Brassicales, Brassicaceae. The transcript is spliced from 10 exons.
AUGGAUGAAGUGAAUCCAUACACAGCUAUCAAAAACUUGAAACCGUUCAAAACCUCUUGGUGUAUUCAAGUUAAAAUUCUUCAUGCGUGGAAUCAUUAUACCAAAGGUUCUGGGAUGUCUUAUGAAAUGAUGUUAGCAGAUGAGGAUGGAAAUAAAAUUCAAGCAGGAAUAAAAAAGGAACAUCUACUCAAACUACAGAGGUAUGUGAAGAUAGGACACUGGACAAUCAUCGAGGAAUUUUCAGUGACUAAGGCGUCGGGACUAUAUCGAUCAACAACUCAUCCAUACAGAAUAAAUAUCCAGAGCUCUACUCGAUUCUCCAACUCGCCAACAAUUUCAGACGAGAUUUGGCUUGAUUUGGUGAAUUUUAAUGAUGUGCUAAGUGGAACUUUAGAUCAAAACAAGCUGGUUAAUGUAAUUGGUCAGCUUGUGAAUGUUGGAGAAAUCCAACUCUUGGAUGUACAAGGCAAACCUACCAAGAAGAUUGAUUUCCAAUUAAGAGACACUGACGAUAACCGUCUACCAUGCUCUCUAUGGGGAAAAUUUGCUGAUCAAAUCCACAAAGUUUCAAAGGAGUCUGUUGGUGGGAUCGUGAUUUGUUUAAUCAGAUGGGCCAAGCUGGGUCAUUACAAAGAAAUAAGGAGUAUUUCUAAUGCUUUUGACGCUUCUGAAGUUUUCAUAAAUCCUAUCUUGACAGAGGUUGAAGAAUUUAAGAACUUACUUCCAUCUGAUGGGCUUGCCUUGACAAUCAUGGAACCUAAACCAAGAUUUCAGCCUCUCAGGGUGCGUGAAGAGAGAUCUAAACAAUUUGAGAGGAAGACUAUUGCAGAGCUUAAGGCAUCGUUUGAGGUUGAAAAAGUCAAAAUAAUUUGUUCCAUUUUGUCCAUUGACUUGGACUAUUCCUGGUAUUAUUAUGCUCAUAUCAAAUGUAACAAAAAGGUUUUCAAAAGCAAAAAAACCCUAAGCUCUGGUGCCAAGAAGAUAAUAUACAGGUGUGAUAAAUGCGCUACUGAUGUAACCAGCAUUGAAGCGAGGUAUUGGCUCCACUUAGACAUUAUGGAUAACACAGGUGAAAGCAAACUAAUGUUGUUUGAUAGUUUUGUCGAGCCAAUCAUCGGGUGUCCUGCUACUGAACUUUUGGAUGUCACAAAUGAACAGAUUGAUGAACCCCAACCAUUGCCCGAUGUUGUUAAGAACAUCAUUGGGAAAACAUACCAAUUUCUGGUAUGCGUAGAGCAAGAUAACAUCUCUAGAGGGAAUGAUGAAUACAAAGUCGCUGAGGUUUUAACAAGUCAGAACAUCAAUCAAGCUUUACCUAUUAAUGAUUCUGUAAACCCUGUGGAUCAUUCUUCAAUCAGUUCCAAUGACCAGGUGUUAAUGUUGACUAAUAAUUCUGAGAAGGAGGACAACUCUCAGACAUUGAGCCGUACCCCAUUAUCAAAGAGGAAAGAAAUUGUUGACGACGGAUCUGAUCAGUCAUCCACAAGCAAAAAGCAAUGUACUAAAGAUAGUGAUGAAACUGUCACAGAUGUAACAGUCAUUGAUGUAGACAAUCCUAAUGAUUGGCAUGAGCCUAAGUUCUUUCAUAAACUUGAAGAGGCAGCGCAAGGAAACCUCAAAGAAGUUAAACAUGAACGAGAGAAGAUUGUUCUGAAGAACAUUAAAGUUGAGAAGAUUGAUGGGAAAAACGCUCCAAAGUGAUUAUUGUCCACACCACAAUGGAUUAUCC